UCUGCUCUUUCUGCCAUCACACAGAACCCAGGUUUAUUGAGACGUGUAGUUCCCGCGGGCCAGGAUUUCACCAUGAAAUACGUGGGGAUUUUUCAUUUCAGAUUCUGGCAGGGAGGCGAGUGGGUGGACGUGGUGGUGGACGAUCAGCUCCCCGUCAUCUACGGCUCCACACUCUGCUUCUCCAGUUCGAGGAACAACUCGGAAUUCUGGUCUGCGCUGCUGGAGAAAGCUUAUGCGAAGCUCCACGGUUCCUACGGCGCCCUCAACUCCGGCAAGAGCUACGAGGCGACGGAGGACCUGACGGGGGGCGUGACGGAGCGGUACCUCCUGCACCGCGAGGGCCUUCCACCCCCAAAGAACCUCUUCAGCGUCGUCGCCAAGGCCAGGCAGCGGGGGUCGCUCGUCACCUGUAAUGUGCCGGGGCGUUGCGAAAAGGAGUGCGAAAACGGGCUGGUGACGGGACACGCCUACAGCAUCACGGGCGCCCGGAGAUGCAGAAUCAACGUUCCUUGGAAACCUUACGUCGACUUGGUCCGGUUGCGUAAUCCCUGGGGGGACGAUACGGAGUGGAAGGGCCCCUGGAGCGACGGGUCGGAUGAGUGGCGCCUCGUGUCCCGGAGGGAGAAGGAGAGACUGCAGUUGACGGACGCGGACGACGGCGAGUUCUGGAUGUCCUUUGAGGAAUUCAAAAGCAAUUUCGACGAGGUCUUCAUCACAAGCCUGAACCCUCACACCAUCAACCAAGAGGCCAAGGAACAGCUGUACAACAUGGCUGACGUGGUGACCGAGGCUAUCCUGCACCCUGAGCAACUGAGGGCGCCGGAGGUCAAGAUGUCGAGGGUGUGGGAGGUCGUGACCUAUGAUGGGUCGUGGGUGAGGAAUUCCACGGCUGGGGGGUCGCCUAAUAACCAAAAGCUCUUCAGUAACAACCCUCAGUACCUCCUGAAGCUGACGGAGGCUGACGACGAUACAGAUGAAGCUGACACCUGCGCCGUAAUAGUGUCCCUCACGCAAAAGAACAGACGCGUAAACCAGCUGCCGCUUCAUCCUAUUGGAUUCUUCGUUUAUCAGAUUAACGCAGGAGGCGAGGUACCAACGCCAGCCACUGUGUCCUGGUUCCGGUUCAACGCCCCUCUGUUUUAUACCAAGAAGUUCACGCAGACUCGAACCGUGACGCACAGGCUCUCACUCCGUCCUGGCCAGUACUUGCUUAUCCCUUGUACUCUAAAACACGACCAGGAGGCUGACUUCCUGCUGAGGGUGUUCUGUGAGAAGGUCGCUGUUAUGGAAGAAAACGACGAACAUCCCAUGAUUCUUGAUACUCCCGAAACUGACGAGGUAGACUCCAGACUAGACAGCUUUCCGGAGAGUCCUAAGGUCAACAUCCUACGCGGAGUCUUCCUCGCAUCUGCGGGGGAUGACAACGAGGUGGAUGCUGUUAAACUGAAGCUCAUCCUGGAUCAUCUCUUCCCGUAUGUAGAAUUUUCUCUGGAUUUGUCUCGGAGUCUCCUGGCCAUGAUGGACAGCGAUCUCUCGGGAAAAGUCAGUUAUUUCGAAUUUGAAAAACUGAUCCAUUCCCUCAGGCGUUGGGUGCGAGCGUACGACGCGAGGAAGGGCGAGGAGAGCGGCCUCCUGUCGGGGCACUCGUGGGGCCUCGGUGACGCCCUCAGGGACCUCGGCCUCCAGAUCCCGCGCCGCGUCCGGGCCCUCGUGGUGGUGCGCUACGGCGACCAGCAGGGGCACGUCGCCCUCAGGGACUUCCUCAUGGCCGCCUGCAGGGUCUCCGUCAUGUUGGAGAGAUUCGAGAGCCACCGAGACCCGGAUGACCACGAAGCGAGCAUCCGCCUUCACGACUGGCUCAGAGAUACGCUUUAUUGCUAAAUGUUCUUCGUCUGUUCUUUCAAUUCCCGCUGUUAUGUUAUGCUGGAAAUAAAGUUCUUUUGGUGUUGA
Penaeus monodon (black tiger shrimp) is the source of this 1950-nucleotide messenger RNA. Its product is annotated as calpain-B-like. Gene Ontology annotation, biological process: proteolysis. Gene Ontology annotation, molecular function: calcium ion binding; calcium-dependent cysteine-type endopeptidase activity. Gene Ontology annotation, cellular component: cytoplasm. The transcript is spliced from 13 exons. NCBI's taxonomy places the organism in Eukaryota, Metazoa, Arthropoda, Malacostraca, Decapoda, Penaeidae. The record is from RefSeq and is a predicted model, not a curated record. The annotation marks the transcript as partial.